AUGAGGGAAGGUCUCCUCACUGGUAGUUUCUUCGACACCAAAGUCUACGCAUAUUCUCGCAGAGCCACAUCCGAUAGGAUAAUUGAGCCGCGAUGUAUCUUCGCGAACAGUGUUUUGCUCAAGACUACAUCGGAAUUCUUUGUCACUCUCCUUUCCGAGCAGUUUUCGGAAGCACAGCCGAGGACAGACCUUGCGUGUGAGGGAUACACGAGUAUCGAUGAGUACGAUUAUGGAGACGACAGUGAUCUGGAAGAUGUAGAACUUGAAGACGAGAGCGGAGAUACACCCCUAGUCAAGAACUGUGCGGAUUCCAUCUUGCACGACGAUGUCAGCCAGUGUCGAGGUUCAGUGUUGGGCUCAGACGCACCCGGAAUACUGGCUCCCGCCCCGGAUUCGGUCGGCGUGCGAGAUACGACGAUACGGGCAAUUUUCCUGAGGAAUGUCGCAUCCAAUACGAUACAAGCCUUUGUCUUCUAUCUGCUUACUGGCAUCGUUGACUUCGCCCCGCUCCGGUCGCAGUCCAUCACUGUCGCAAGGAGCGCCACACGAACUCCACAGCAUCAAGCCCCAAGCUGUUCGCCGAAAUCCAUGUACCGUCUGGCUCACCUGUACGGAAUCAAAGAAUUGCAGGCGCUGGCAAUACAAGACAUCGCCUCCAAGAUAUCGCAUGAAAACAUUGUGCCUGAAUUGUUCUCAUCUCUCACGGCCAGGUACCCUGAGAUCCAGCAGACCGAGGUCAAUUUCCUCAUCGACAAGGGAUUUACUGCAGGGGUGUUCGCCGCGAUGCCAACUUGGAUCUCGAAGGUCGCCUCCGGUUCUCUGGGACGUCUCAGUGGUGACGUCCUUGCUUUGUUACUGCAACGAUUAGCCACUAAGCCUGUUCCUCGCCUUAAAACUCCAUUCUGCGACGAAUGCGCGGAGUCGUGUCCACACCGCCCCUCAAAAAAGGCUCGUAAUGCAUCGUCUCGGUGA
Messenger RNA from Postia placenta MAD-698-R-SB12, 972 nucleotides. RefSeq lists its product as hypothetical. Bases 1 to 972 code for a protein of 323 amino acids. The record is from RefSeq and is a predicted model, not a curated record. NCBI's taxonomy places the organism in Eukaryota, Fungi, Basidiomycota, Agaricomycetes, Polyporales, Adustoporiaceae. The transcript has 6 exons.